Molecule: messenger RNA, 1935 nt
Organism: Phalaenopsis equestris
Lineage: Eukaryota; Viridiplantae; Streptophyta; Magnoliopsida; Asparagales; Orchidaceae
Product: BTB/POZ domain-containing protein POB1-like
Exons: 6
Coding region: 158-1843 (561 amino acids)
Biological process (GO): response to red light
Cellular component (GO): nucleus
Molecular function (GO): protein binding
Source: RefSeq, a predicted model, not a curated record
CGCUGCUCGUCCACAUCACUCUCUUCUUUUCUCUUGGCCGUUCUAACUAAUCACCGUUCAGGAGUCUUUCUUCCCCGUCGAGCGAGGGAGGGCCUAGGGUUAGGGUUGCGAGUUGGGGUAGAAGCGAGGGCUUGGCCUUCGAUCGGCGACGUGGGUGAUGAGAGCAAGGGAUUUGAGGAAGAUUUCUGAGAUAGAGUUGGAGCCUUUGCAGAGGAGAAUCAUCAUGGAACCGAGUUUCUCACACGCGAGCGCUGAUCAGAACUUCGAAUUCGCCUUCAACUCGAGCAACUUCUCCGACCGGGUGCUGCGGAUUGAGGUCAUCCCGGGGCCUGCGGAGAGCAAAGUCGAAGGCGAUGUGUGCACCAGCAUCUCUGAUUGGGCCCGACAUCGUAAGCGCAGGAGGGAGGACCUGAAGAAGGACAAAGCAUCGGGGUUUGCUGUCUAUAGUUCGGAACACAUUUUGGAUGGUCACCAGCCUGACACAGAGGACAUUCUGACAUAUGAAAACAAUGAUGGAGAGACUGUGGCAAUGAUAGAAGAGUCACCUUCAGGUGAUGACCAUUCUCUUGGCAAUGAAUCAUCCUGGGAUGUGGAUUUUUCUCUUAUGAAGGUCAAAUCCAUAUAUAUAAAUUCUGCAAUAUUAGCUGCAAAAAGCCCCUUUUUUUACAAGCUUUUCUCGAAUGGCAUGCGAGAAUCUGAUCAGAGGCAUGCUACCUUACGAAUUAACGAGUCAGAGGAAGCUGCUCUCAUGGAACUGCUGAGCUUUAUGUACAGUGGGAAAUUGUCAACUGUCUCAGCACCAGCCCUUCUAGAUGUUCUAAUGGCGGCUGAUAAAUUCGAGGUUGCUUCUUGCAUGAGGCACUGCAGUCAAAUACUAAGAACAUUGCCGAUGACGACAGAUUCAGCUCUCCUCUAUUUAGAGCUCCCUUCCAGUGUUUCCAUGGCUUCUGCUGUUCAACCACUCACAGAUGCUGCCAAAGAAUUCCUUUCCAAUAAAUAUAGGGAUAUAAGCAAGUUCCAAGAUGAAGUGAUGAAUCUACCUCUAGCUGGAAUUGAGGCAAUCCUGAUCAGCGACGACCUCCAAGUGGCUUCAGAGGAUGCUGUUUACGAUUUGGUGCUAAAGUGGGCUCGAAUGCAGUACCCGAAACUUGAAGACAGGAGAGAAAUACUCGGAUCCCGCCUCGUACGCCUAAUCCGAUUCCCCUUCAUGACCUGCCGAAAACUGCGGAAGGUGCUUGCCGGCAAUGACCUCGACCACGAGAUCGCCUCCAAAGCCGUCAUGGAUGCGCUCUUCUUCAAGGCCGAGACUCCGCACCGGCAACGCUCCCUCGCCACAGAGGAUCUCGUUUACCGACGGUUUGUUGAACGGGCAUACAAAUAUCGCCCGGUGAAGGUUGUGGAGUUCGAUCUUCCCCACCCUCAAUGCAUAGUUUAUUUAGACCUGAAGCGGAAUGAGUGCGCCAAUUUGUAUCCGUCGGGUCGAGUGUAUUCCCAGGCAUUCCACUUGGGCGGCCAAGGAUUCUUCCUCUCCGCGCACUGCAACAUGGAUCAACAGAUUUCAUUUCAUUGUUUUGGACUUUUCUUGGGAAUGCAGGAGAAGGGUUCGGUGAGCUUUACGGUGGACUAUGAGUUUGCCGCGAGGACGAAGCUGGCAGGCGAGUUUGUGAGCAAAUACAAGGGAUGCUAUACCUUCACGGGAGGGAAGGCUGUUGGGUACAGAAAUCUGUUUGCAAUUCCAUGGACUGCUUUUAUGGCUGAGGAUAGUCAAUACUUUAUGAAUGAUGUUCUUCACUUGAGAGCUGAGCUGACAAUUAAACACCCACAGCCAUUGCUUCAGCACUAACAACUAUUGUUUGACUGAAUUUUUUUACUUGUUAAGUGGCCAUAAACUAUUGUUACUUCAAUUCUGAUGUUACUAAAGACUUUUUUGCUAUA